AUGUCAACUACUAAUAAAUCUGACGAAGCUGUUACAAAAAAUCGUCAUGCAGCACCGCCUCAAACAAAUAAAUCAUCAGAAAAUUCCAAAGACAACCAAGCUGCAACCACACUACCAUUAGAUGUAUAUCAUAUAGUUCGUGAUCUUGUUUUGUUCUUUUGUCGUCGUAUUAUAUUUGGACCACCAAGAUUUAAAUUACUUGUUUCAUUUGCUAUUAUUCUAAUUGGUUCUAUUUUAAAAUCACUUGAUUUAGCACCAACAUCUUAUUUUUCAUUAAAACACAAUAUAUUCAAUAGAUAUUUUGCUAAAUUAGGUUGGGCAUGGACAAUUGGUUUAUUAUUUCCAUUUAUUUAUUUAACUUUAAUGACAACACAUAAUAAUUAUCAAAUUGUAACACGUCAUUUAGUUCGUUUACUUGUUGCAACUGGUGUUUGGUAUAUAAUAACAUACAUUUUUGUUAGUUUCGAAGCAUAUACAGGCAUGUGUAAACAUCAAGAAAUGCGAGGAGCUUCAAGAAAAAUUUGUGUUGGUGGUGGAUAUGAAUGGCAAGAAGGACAUGACUUUAGUGGACAUACAUUUUUACUUCUCUAUUCACUUUUAAUAAUCAAUGAAGAAGUUAAAUCAUAUGAUAAAGGUACAAAAAAAGUUCAACAAGCAAGUCAAUCAACAAAUGCUAGUGGAGACACAUUAGGAAAUAUAAGUCAAGAUCAAUUAAAGCUUAUUUCAAAAAUUAUUCAAAUUAUCUAUGUUUUAUUAGCAGCAUUAACUAUUCUCUGGGAAUUUAUGCUUCUAUCAACAGCUUUAUAUUAUCAUCAUACGUUUCAUAAAUUAGCAGCUGCCUUUGUUGCUGUAUUUUUUUGGUAUAUUACUUAUUAUGUAUGGUAUCGUCCAAAUAGCACAUCAAUCUUAUAUCCAUCAUCACCUAAAGAGCGAAAUUACUAA
Messenger RNA from Adineta steineri, 942 nucleotides. The record is from the annotation of a GenBank genome assembly. Lineage: Eukaryota; Metazoa; Rotifera; Eurotatoria; Adinetida; Adinetidae.